Boleophthalmus pectinirostris (great blue-spotted mudskipper) is the source of this 2395-nucleotide messenger RNA. RefSeq names its product chromosome unknown C11orf16 homolog (gene cunh11orf16). The record is from RefSeq and is a predicted model, not a curated record. Lineage: Eukaryota; Metazoa; Chordata; Actinopteri; Gobiiformes; Gobiidae. The transcript has 8 exons. Bases 697 to 1947 code for a protein of 416 amino acids.
GUCGCAGCUUGAUGACGUAAUACAGAUUAUAAAAUCUAAAAAAACCAACAGCAAAACAAAAACAUGUUAAUGCAUUACGGAAACCUUCAUAGUGGACAAUUUGAUCGUUGACAGUGAUAAUAGCUAUAAGUUGUCAAAUGUUCUAUCAUCGCCUAAAAAAAACAAAACAAAAACUGAUUCCCAUAAAAGUAAAUAUUGAUGACAUCUCACCCAUUAUUUCAACAAUAAAUGUCUGCUAAGUAACAGUAAUGGAAUUCCUUUGUGUGAUGUUAAGACUUUCAACCAGGAAGUAAAAUUUGAAACCUAAACAUUUAACUAAAUUUUAAAUAUAAUAAUUUUGAAUAUUGAUUUUUAUUGUAAUUAUAUAUUUAUUUUUGUAUUUAUUUGUAUUGUUACUUGCUUAAAUUAGUUAUCUUGUUUUGAUACUAGUUAGUAUUGUUUAGUAUCUGAUUUACACCACCCAACUUCAGAGACACAGUGAGAGGACAAAAGACUGCACUGUUCUCUCAUAAGGCUCAACACAACUGCUCCAGUCACACACAGCUUCAAAACAACAGUGUUCAGAAAGACGUGCUCUGAUUGGUGGAUGAUUGGAAGUGUACAGUUGUCUCCUUAGUGACGGUCAACAGUCCUGAUCUCCAUAGAAACAGUACUAACAGAGAGACUUGGUGUUCCAGCUCUGAAGGACCCUGAAGCAUGUGGAGCUGCGAAAACUCAAUGUAUUCAAAGGACCAAUCAGAACAUUGCUCUCCAGUCACAUGUCUCAGACCCACCUCCUGUCCGUCAUCUCCUCUCAACAGGUCCAGAGUGGUUCCUUCUGUCUCUCAUCUCUCUUCUCUCCAAAACUCAUAUCCAGAUGAGUUUUUCUCUGGAGUUCCAGUCCUUGCCCGAAAUCAACAAGACGGAUUCUACCAUCAGGCAACUGUGGUCCACAAGGUCCAGAGCUGCAGGGGAUUGUGGGUAGUGCAGUUCUAUGGCUCUCGACAGCUCCUCUCUGCUCUUGACAUGGUUCAGUUUGAUCAGAGUCGACUCAAAUGUCUCAGACCUGGAGACACUGUUCUCUGCCCCAUCAGUGUGGACUACAGCUCCCAUCAUGCACUGGGGCCAGGGACCAGACCAGGAUCUGAACCAGGAUUACAGUUUGGACUUGGGUCUGAGCGUUUUGGACCUGGGAGAGUGGUCUCAGUGACAAAGGAGAUCUCAGAUCCUUUGGUUCGUGUCCUCCUCUGGGACAGUCAUGUCUCCAUCUCUCCUCUGUCCUCCCUGUGUCCUCUGCCCCAAAACCUCUUCUACAGAAUCUCACGAGAGCUGUUCCGGGUAGGCUGUCAAUCCUGUGCCUGUUACCAUAGCGACCGCACCACUUGUCCAUCACUCCCCAAAGAGCUGCACCGAGGACAGAGAUGUCCAACCCUCUGUUACAACGGUGACUGCAUCACCUGUCCUUCACCUCCUCCCUGUCUAUGCUGCUGCCUCUGGAACCAGACCAGUGCUAAAACUGGACUAACCUGGUCUGAACCAGGACUAAUCGAGUCUGAACAAGGUAUAAGGUCUGACUCCGGGUUCUGCUCAGACCAGGUCCGGACCAGAGAAGAACAGGAGGAGGAGGAGGAGGAAGAGGAAGAGGAAGAGAAGGAGGGGGGGUCAGAGUUCAAGAGGACACAUCAGAGGAGAGAGCGUCCCCCCUGGAGAUACUGGAGAAGGACAGGACCUGAACCACAACACAAGAAACCAGGAGGUGCUGUGACCAGGAGACCUCCGCAGUUUUCUUAUGUCAUGUUCCCUUCCCCGCAGAGCAGAUCCUCAACCAAUCACAGUGCAGUGUUUCAGCUGCUGGCCAAUCACACGAGAGGAGGUGGACUUUUCAAAUACAGACCACACCCACCACAGAAUCCAGCUAAUCAGAGGCCCCCGUCAGCUGCCUUUCACAGGCCAAGAUCGGUUGUUUAAACGUCUGUAUUGAGUCACAUUUUGUACAGUUAUAGUAUGAGCUUAUAUAAAACGUAACUCAGUCCUAGAGUAAAUACUUCACUGUGAUUGGUUAACUCCACCUGUCACUCAGUAGGUGGGUGUGACUGUGUUUGAGCACAGAGCUGCUUUAUUGCUGCACUGUGUAACUUUUCUGGUGAAGGGUCUGUUACCUGAGCUUGUUUCUAUGGAAAUAGUUGUUUUUAUUGCCAAAAAUACUUACUAAAUACUAGUUACCUGUUUUUCUCCAUGAAGAUUGAAAAGAUUUAUGCCUUACUGUGGAAUACUCUAAGCAAAACAACCAUAUACUGUCCACUCCAUGGAGACAAGCAAGUGAUGGUCAAUACUCCACUAUAGCCUAGUCAUUCAUAAUUUUCAUAACAUAAUUCACACAAAAUGUUGAAAAUAUACUUUUUAUUUAAAAAAAAAA